GUGCUUGUAAAACAAAGUGCAGUUCGCUUUUCUUCACGAGACCUCCUGUGUAGUUUUUCACGAAUUACUCCUUUUUCCCAGUAAUUAACAGAGUAUUUUCAUACAACAUGCAACCUCAGAUUGUUCUGCUGAAGGAGGGCACUGAUACGUCUCAGGGAAAGCCUCAACUGAUCUCCAACAUCAAUGCCUGCCAGGCAGUCGUGGACGCCGUCCGCACGACACUGGGUCCUCGUGGGAUGGACAAGCUGAUCGUGAACGGGGGAAAAGCGACCAUUUCCAAUGAUGGAGCCACCAUCAUGAAGCUCCUGGACAUUGUGCACCCGGCCGCACGCACGCUAGUGGACAUCGCCAAGUCUCAGGAUGCCGAGGUGGGAGACGGAACCACGAGUGUGGUUCUCCUGGCGGGAGAGUUCCUGAAGCAGGUGAAGCCCUUCGUGGAGGAGGGCGUCCACCCGCGCAUCAUCAUCAAGGCGGUGAGGAAGGCAUUGCAGCUGUGCGUGGACAAGAUCGGGGAGUUGGCAGUGAAGAUUGAGAAGAGCAACGAAGUUGAGCAUCGCGCCUUGUUGACCAAGUGCGCCGCCACAGCGAUGAGCUCCAAGUUGAUCCACCAGCAGAAGGAUUUCUUCUCCAACAUGGUGGUGGACGCUGUCCUGCAGCUGGAUGAGCUACUCCCGUUGGACAUGAUUGGCAUCAAAAAGGUGUCUGGAGGGGCGCUAGAGGAUUCACUGCUGGUGGCUGGUGUGGCCUUCAAAAAGACUUUCUCGUACGCCGGCUUCGAGAUGCAGCCCAAAUCGUACAAGAACUGCAAGAUAGCUCUGCUGAACAUUGAGCUCGAGCUGAAGGCAGAGCGCACAAAUGCUGAGAUUCGCGUGGAUAACGUCCAGGAGUACCAGAAGAUCGUGGAUGCCGAGUGGCAGAUCCUGUACGACAAACUGGCUAAAAUUCACGCCUCCGGAGCCAAUGUGGUGCUCUCAAAGUUACCUAUUGGCGACGUGGCCACGCAGUAUUUCGCAGAUCGGGAUAUGUUCUGUGCAGGACGCGUUCCCGACGAGGAUCUUCGUCGUACGAUGAAGGCAUGCGGUGGAGCUGUCUUGUCUACAGUCCAGGACUUGACUGGAGCCAAUCUGGGCACGUGCGAUCACUUUGAGGAGCGUCAGAUUGGUGGUGAGCGCUUCAAUCUGUUCCAGGGUUGUCCCAACGCAAGGACUUGCACGUUGAUUCUCAGAGGAGGAGCUGAGCAGUUUCUGGAGGAAACCGAGAGAUCCCUCCAUGACGCUAUUAUGAUCGUCAGGCGUACCAUCAAGAAUGACGCUGUCGUGGCUGGCGGAGGUGCUAUUGAGAUGGAGCUGUCGAAGAUGCUGAGAGACUAUUCGCGCACCAUCGCUGGAAAGGAGCAGCUCCUUAUCGGAGCUAUUGCGAAGGCAUUGGAAGUGAUUCCCAGGCAAUUGUGCGACAAUGCUGGCUUUGAUGCCACGAACAUUCUUAACAAGUUGCGCCAGAAACACGCUCAAGGUCAUUGCUGGUAUGGCGUGGACAUCAUGAAGGAACACAUUGCGGACAAUUUCGAGGCUUGCGUGUGGGAGCCGUCGAUUGUGAAGGUGAACGCCCUGACGGCGGCCUGCGAGGCUGCCACGAUGAUCCUGUCCGUGGACGAGACGAUCAAGAGUCCCAAAUCUCAGGCGGAGGCGCCUCAGGCGGGCGGAAUGCCGAUGGGCAGAGGAAUGGGGCGACCCAUGAUGUAACUCAUCCGCAGAAUAGCUUCUCAUGCGCUUCUUUCCACGUGAAUACACACCAUUUCUUCGCAUAGAUCCACACCACUUAUAAUUGUCUCUUGGAAAAGUAACAUCUUGUCUUGCGUUUUACACAGAAUAAAACAAUUAACAGGAA
Messenger RNA from Phlebotomus argentipes, 1887 nucleotides. RefSeq names its product T-complex protein 1 subunit eta (gene CCT7). NCBI's taxonomy places the organism in Eukaryota, Metazoa, Arthropoda, Insecta, Diptera, Psychodidae. Bases 108 to 1742 code for a protein of 544 amino acids. The record is from RefSeq and is a predicted model, not a curated record. Gene Ontology annotation, molecular function: ATP-dependent protein folding chaperone; ATP binding; ATP hydrolysis activity. The transcript has 4 exons. Gene Ontology annotation, biological process: protein folding. Gene Ontology annotation, cellular component: chaperonin-containing T-complex.